AUGGGAUCUGCCACUGCUGAUGUGCUUGAGUCACAGACAUACGUGAGCCGCGUGUGUGUCGGCCUACUUUUGCAGGAGCUCGUGCCGACAUCCGUGCGCGUGCUGCUGCGGCUUUCCGAAAUGAAAUCCGUGGAGAAGUCGCCAAGUGGCGAGGCCCAGACCAGAAUCGAUACCCCGCUUUCCAGCAUUGUGGGCGACAUGCCGGGAACGACGGCGGUUUUUGGCAGUGAGCUUUUGGACUCGGAAGAUGUCGUGCUCCGCGUCGAGAAAUACGGGUUUGACUUGGGCCUCCGGCUUACGGAGGUGUUGAUGUAUAAGGCGGAGACCAAGCAGAAGAUUGUGGAUAUUCUCGAGGUGAUGAAGUUCAUAUGCCGCGACGCCUGGCGGACCUUGUAUGGAAAGCAAAUGGACAACUUGCGCACCAACCACCGGGGCACGUUUGUGCUCAUUGAUAACCAGUACAAAGUCACAGCAGGCUUCAGCAGCGAGAAGGGCAAAUCUGACGCCGUGGCAAAGGCCCGCGCGUACACGUAUUUACCGUGCGGGAUCAUCCGCGGGAUUCUUCUGAGCUUUGGCGUCGAUGCCUAUGUGUCUGCAGACAUUGCGCAGUUUCCUUCGGUGGCAUUCAACAUUCAGACGACCAUCAACAAUUAG
Messenger RNA from Metschnikowia bicuspidata var. bicuspidata NRRL YB-4993, 654 nucleotides. RefSeq names its product Trs33p (gene TRS33). Gene Ontology annotation, biological process: endoplasmic reticulum to Golgi vesicle-mediated transport; regulation of GTPase activity. NCBI's taxonomy places the organism in Eukaryota, Fungi, Ascomycota, Pichiomycetes, Serinales, Metschnikowiaceae. Gene Ontology annotation, cellular component: trans-Golgi network; cis-Golgi network; TRAPP complex. The coding region runs from base 1 to 654 and encodes 217 amino acids. The transcript has a single exon. The record is from RefSeq and is a predicted model, not a curated record.